UCGGGCAGUGUCGGUCGCCCAAGCGUCGUGUAGUCAAGGCAGUCGUGAACGUUAUGUCGCAGUCGAAGUUGUGUGUGUGACAUUUGUGCUACUGUUUGUAAAUAAUCGUCAAUUAUGUUAGCACAUCUGUUUUCGAAUAAGUUGCUAAUCCCGCAUUAUGUUUUCACGUAGUUUGUGUUCGUUCACCCAAACCGUUUUAUGUUUUUGUACCUGAUUUUUAUAUUUACCACCUGUUGAUUUUGUUCAAAUAUUUACAAUGUCGACAGGUUUGCAGUUUUUCUCAUUACUCGUCUGCCUUUAUGUUGUGCUGCAAGUGGGCAAGAUUUCUGUGUGGGCUACAGAGUUUGUGAUUCACAUUCCUGGUAAUUUGGGACAGGAAGGUGUAGUGUACAGAUUAGAUUAUUAUCCUCCUUACGGUUAUCCAGCUCCCAAUACCACCAUAGCUUCCAAAGAUAUUCAAGACGUGAUUAAAUUUUCUCAAGCCCUUCCUGGUACUAAGUACGACUUCUAUUUGUAUUACUCCAAUGCCACACACAAUAUUCUCACAUGGACCGCCAACUUUACAACAGGUACCUUUUAUAUUUUUAUCAUAUUAGAUUGUACCUGCAUAUAUGUAGGUAUAGAUACGUAAUUUUAUCAAUUUUAA
This is a messenger RNA of Agrilus planipennis (emerald ash borer), 646 nucleotides long. RefSeq names its product tyrosine-protein phosphatase 10D-like. The transcript has 2 exons. Bases 257 to 631 code for a protein of 124 amino acids. NCBI's taxonomy places the organism in Eukaryota, Metazoa, Arthropoda, Insecta, Coleoptera, Buprestidae. The record is from RefSeq and is a predicted model, not a curated record.